GUUAUUUGUUUUUCUUUAAUACGCACAAGAUAAUUUCAUCGCUUUUGAUUCGUACUUGAAGUCACAUGCUGCUGCUGGCUGUUGAUGGCGGGCAUGUUGACAUCCUGAGCUAGGGAGGUGUUGAGCUACAGAUAAUAUGACUAAGUGAGUGGCUGACUUGGCGACAUGCGUGCUACAGACGCCCCUGAUGCAGAGCGUUGAACGUUCCCCCAGACAUGUAGAAUUGCUUGCCUCACCACCAGCAGCUGCUGUUGCUGCUGUCACCGCUGCAGCAACAAAAGAAAUCCAACAACAUAAUUUUUCCUUCAUUCAGUGAUAGUUGGUUGAAGAUAUUAAACGUCCACAGUUCAUUUCCUUUGAACAAAAAAUAUAAGUGAAACAAUAGUUCCAAGCCGAAUAAAAAUUGGAUAUGGGUCGCCUAACCGAAUACAUGUUCAAUUCCCCACAUUCCAUAUCAGCUGGCGAUUUUGAAGAAAUUUUUGAAAACGAAAGUGCCGCCUUAGGCGGUGGUGCUCCCACAACCCUGCGCACCCCACUGGAAUCGUCGAUUUUGAAUUUUAUGGAAAAUUUCCAGCGAGAUGAUGAUGAUGCUGAUGGUGGUGCUAUGACCGAAAGUACAGCUGUGUGUAAACUGCAUGUGCCAUCCUGGCUAAAUAUUUGGUGCAUCAUUAUAACCGUGUGCAUAUUGGCCGUACUCAUUGCCCUGGGGCUGAUAAUGCGACAGGUGCAGAUCCAGAAACAACGGCAAACGCGAACAGAAUGCUACAACUGCUAUCCCGCCUCUCCAGAGUAUUUCUGUGAACAUUUCUUAGAUCGCAAUCAAAUUAUGGUCUAUUAAAUUUUUACUUUUCCAGUAUCAAGUAUUCUUUUUCCAUCAGUAUAUAUGUAUGUG
Molecule: messenger RNA, 892 nt
Organism: Musca domestica (house fly)
Lineage: Eukaryota; Metazoa; Arthropoda; Insecta; Diptera; Muscidae
Exons: 2
Coding region: 410-838 (142 amino acids)
Source: RefSeq, a predicted model, not a curated record